Messenger RNA from Musca vetustissima, 4281 nucleotides. Its product is annotated as myb-like protein X. The coding region runs from base 1 to 4281 and encodes 1426 amino acids. The record is from RefSeq and is a predicted model, not a curated record. The transcript has 3 exons. NCBI's taxonomy places the organism in Eukaryota, Metazoa, Arthropoda, Insecta, Diptera, Muscidae.
AUGAGAGAAAAUUCCCCGGGGAGAACAAAUUAUGGCAAAAAAUCCAAGCAAUUUAUGAAGGAGGGCGAGCUUUCGAGCUCGACCCAUAACGGCAAAGAUGGAACUAAUUCGAAUGGACUCAUAUCUGCGUCAAAAAAGUCAGAACCUCUUAAUGAUGCCAAAAUCGAGGAAAAGGAUCUUGAGAGGUGUGGAAAUUUAAAAGAAAAUCGAAUGGAAAUUCAGGCAGAUACCAAGGAGCAAAAUACCCCGAAGGAGGCUAUCGAAGGAUAUCACAACAAUGAUGGUAAGAAUUUUAAUCAAUUAUAUUCCGAAAAAAAUUCUGAAAAAUUCCGCAGUACAUGCAAAGCUGUCGGAAAAAAUAAUCCCCAUUAUGAUGAUAACGAUGCCUCUGUGAGAGCGAAGUAUUCGAAAGUUAAGUCAGGAAAAAAUCAAAGGAAUUCCACUCAUUUCAAUACAAAUGAGAGUCAUCAUCAGGAGAGAAGAGCCUCAUGUUGUUCGGAAAAUAAUAAAGAGAAUAUAAAAAAUUCUAAAAGAGCAGGAACCCAAAAUGAAGCUGAUGAUGAACCCGUGAGAAGAACCUGCGAUCCACGAAUUGCCAACAAUGAAAGUGUAAAGAGAGUGACGAUGGCUCGAGAGAAAAGCCCCGAGGAGAGAAAUUUCCAGGGCUCUCAGCUGUGUGGAAGAUCAACUGAGAGACAUCAAAUGAAAUCGACUUUAAAUGAUAAGGGAGACUUGAAGAGAGAAACUUCGUCUUAUCGAAGGAAAAGCCCUGGGAGAUUAAUACCCCACAAUAAAGAUGACGAACCUGUGAGAGGAAGCUGCGAUCCACAAAUUGACACCAAUGAAAAUGUAACGAGAGUGACGAUGUCGUAUCGAGAGAAAAGCCCUGAGGAGAGUCAUGUUCAUGGCUCUCAGCAAUGUGGAAGAUCAAAUAAGAGGCAUUCUAAGGAAGCAAAUUCCAAGAAAUUCGAAACAAAUAAAAUUCAAGAAUUCAUCUACCCAUUGGAUAAUAAAAAGGCCACGAAGUUAAUCCGCCUAAUGGAUAGAUAUACAAAUCGGAAAAUUAAAAGCGAAGAGCUGGAUCCAAAUCCAAAGGAAAGAAAAUAUCAUUUGAAAGAAAGUAAAAUUAGUGCUGGAAAUUAUCUCGAUCGUCAAUUUGCUGCAAGGAGGAGGAGUAGGAGUAGAAGUGGUUGUAAUAAAUCCACCGCCACCGAAGUUGAUACUCAGCCUCAGGAAUAUUCUCUGGAUACAUUGAAGAUAAUGAAAACUAUGAAAGUCAGGGCAUAUGAGGUGAAAAAAUUUGAUGAAAUAUCCAUGGAGGAAAAUAUUGAGGCUAAAGAAUUGGAGAUAACCAAAGAGGGACCUCUGGAAGGGAGGAAGGAUGAAGAAAUCGGAAAUAUUUCAAAAUGUGAAGAAUUGAAAUCGGAAAAUGCCAAAGAAAAAUAUGAGGAAAAUAAAUCGGAAAAUUUCAAUGGAAAACUUGAAGAAAAGAAAGAGAAGAGAGGUGGACAAGAUUAUCCGCAGAAAUGCUCACUUUCAAGGGAGGAAAAUGCCCGCAGAGACUCACCUCGCAGAGUCGCCCACGGCAACGAAAUUGAAAAGGGAAAUAUUGAAGAAAUAGCGACCAGUAGAGGAGAAGUAAAUCGAUCUUCUAGGGUGAAUGAAAUCACUGAAAGAUAUUCGUAUUAUGGACCGGAUACUUCUUCAAAAAAUUAUGUUAAAAAUUCCAAGCAAUUUAUGAAAGAAGAUGAGCUUCCGAGCCCUGUCGAUAAUAAAUAUAAAGGAAAUUGUGCACCAAUUUCUUCUCCAAAAAAAUCGGAACCCCCUGUGGAUACCAAAAACGAAGAGAGGCAUUUUGAGAAGUCAGGGAAUUCAAACAGAAAUCGAAUGGAAAUUCAUGCAGACACCCCAGAGCAAAAUAUCUCUAAGGAAGCUACCGAAGGACAUCCCGACAAGGAGGAAAUUAUUUCAAAGGAAGCUGCCGAAGGACAGCACAACAAUGAUGUUAACAAAGACCAGGGAAACCUCUAUCAAAGAACGGACUCCACGGAAUAUUCGAAGUCCGAAAAAAUUAUUUCAAAUACUUCUGAAAUAACUACAUUUCAAAAGAUGAAGCAGGAUAAUUAUCAGAAAUAUCUUGAAAUGUAUGGAAAUCCUGAGAUCUCUCCGAGAAGAGAACUGAGAAAUAUCAGAAGUCCGGACGAUGUUGAGAAGAGAACGAAAAUUCCGCUUCCAAUUACCUCCCCCAGAGAUCAUUUGAAAAUCGAUAGAGAAAAGGGAAAAGAAAACACUUUAACGGGAGGUAAAAGAAAUGCAGCUCUAAGUUCCAGAAGUGGGGAUAGAUCGAAAUUCAAAGUUGCCAUAAGUGGAACCGGAAAAAUAAUUUCCACCAUCAAUUAUCAGGGUAAGGAGGAUGGUACAAUUCCUCAGGAGGAAUUGAAUUCUCUAAGAGCUAAUUUGAAGGCGAUUCAAAUGAAGCCAAAAGUCAACUCAUUUGGCAGAGAGAGCCAGUCAUUAGACUCUAGAGAGAAGAGAGACCUUGGGAGAGCAAAUAAUUCCAUUAUCAAAGAGCGAAUAAAACUCCAUUGUGAAAUAAGUACCACCAGACGAAAUACUUCGAACAAUUCUGUAGCUUUCAGGGAUGCGUAUUUAAUAAAUGCUAAAGAGAAACUGAGAGGCGAGGCCUCUCUUGUGGCUGGUGAGAGAAAAACAUGCAAAGUAAGGAGCUCUACAAAAGAGAGUGGCAAUAUCAAUAGCCUUAAAGAGAAACAAGCAAUACAAGACCACGAGAGAGAAGGUAUUUCAAGCAUCACUAUUGAAGAGAGAAAUGUUGGUCAGAGUGAGAAUAACUCUCCUAAAGCUACCUAUGCUCUCAGCGAUACUCGAACCCAAAAUGAAGCUAUAUCGACAAAUAAUGAAGAUAGUGUGAAGGAAAAUCCGAGAGAAAGGCCUUCGAGAGGCCUGAGAGAGCAGAGUACAGCAUUUGUGGAAGCCAAAAACUCUCCAAAAGAGAGUGAAAUUUCCAGUAGCAACAGAGAGAAUAAAUCACUGCCAACCAAUGAGAGAGAAAGUGUUUCAAGCAACAAUGAUGAGGAGAGAAAAAAAUCUCAGAGCGAAAAUAACUCUCCCGAAAAUAGUCAGACCCUCAGCAAUUCCCCAACUGAAAAAAAUAAAAUUUCAUCUUUAAAAAAUGAAAGAGAAGUGAGAGAGAAUCAUCAUGGAAGAGAGAAAAUUCCCAUUUCUAAUAUUUAUCCCCAAACUCUCGUCAAGGCAGAACAAAAUUCUCCCCAAUAUGAAACUUCGUCAUACAAAAGAAAUAUUGGAAAUCCGAAAAAUCUCUUCGAGAGAGGAGAAGAACCUAAAAUUGUAAACGAAGUACCAAAAUCGGGGUAUAAAUUUAAAGAUCAGAAUUCACCAACAAGUUUCAAGGAAAUUUAUAGCCUCAAUUAUGUGGAUAACGAUGAUGAUGAGGAGGAGCAGGAUGAUCAGGAUUUGACAUCACAUUACAGCUCAGCUGCAGAUUCUAAUGAAAAGGAGGAAGGAUUACAGCCAACAACAAAGGUGGAAGAUAUCAGAAUCUCUCCCUUGGAGACAUCCCUAAGCGAAGAAAUCCGACAUAGCCCAAAAUUUUCUCUAAAAUUAUCGGAUCCUUAUGACAUUUCCUAUAACAACUUCCAAGCCACUGCAAAUAAUUCAGAGGUAUUAAGAGAGUUACGAAAUUUUAUAUCCACCCAUCAAAUCGAUACCUCCGAAGGAGAAGAAUUGACCGAAUUGGCCAUUGAUUUGUUUCGGAAAUUGAGUGAAAAUCGUUCUCCAGAAAUCAAACCAAUAGAAUCCCGCAUGACUCCCAAGAGAGAACCUCAUUAUCCGCAAGAGAGUGAGAGCAGGCUACAAGAAGAGAGUAAUGAAUAUACAAAUCUCUCAAGUGACCUAAAACCCCCCUAUGAUGAUACUGAUGAAAUUUACGGUUUGGUAUAUUCCGAUGACAAAAAUAUGGAGGGUCACUCUGAACAGCCGGGAGGGGUGAAGAAAGGAUCUUCGAAGAAAAACCCAGAGAGUGAAGAGAAUAAACAAAUCUCAACUGUUCAAAAUGACAUCAAAUUUGAUGAUAGUGACAUUCAUAGAAAUGAUCACAGAGGUGAUCAAUAUUCGACUGUGAUUCCGCAGCAGAAUCUGACAGAAUGUUCCGCAAGUUCCUGGAAUGAUUCCAAGCAAUUAAAGGGGAUUUUGAAACCAUUUCAAGAGAAAUUUUCAAAUCGUUCGGGUAAGUAUACCAAUUGA